GUCUUCGUGAUUAGCUUGGUCUAAUUUAAGAUGGAUGCCUAGUAGUUUGAACGAGUGAGGUCGUUGCAUGUUACCAUGUCACUUCUUAGAGUUUGUGCCGUUGUUAAAUGUCUGAAUCGUCGCAGUUUAUUUGAAAGGUGUGCUGUUGGUGUGUCUUUGGCGGGCUGCUGCCGGCUGUGUGUGUCCAUAAGAAACGAUGUACUCCGACGAAUGUCAGGGUCAUCUUUGCUAUUUCAAAGAAGAAGCAUUUCAUUUGUAAGGCCAAAGGCAGACGAGACAAAGAAACAUGUACUGGAACAGUCUCAGCUGUUAGACGUACUUGAGGCAAGGAUCCAGCAACUCCAAUCUGAUAUUGUCCAACAUGCAAAGGUGCAGUUUGUUAAAGCUCCCUCCUCUGGAAGAGGGGUUUCAUCUAUUAGGGCGACCAAAAGCACAUCUCUGGAGAAAACAGACAUUCCUAAAUCAGGAACAGCUGUUAGUAAAGGGGCAUCUACAUCCAAUCCCAGUCGCUGGUUGGAAAAAUUAACUCGGGAGAAGGAUAUCAAAAUUAAAAAACAGCAAUGCCUUCAGCAAAAAAUACAGAAAAAUGUCAAGGAGAAACCAAUAACCAGAUCUAAAGGUAACAAAACCAGCUCAAUGCUCCCAGGUACUUCACAUAAAAUUAUAAUGACCACCGCUACAAAGACUUCAGUUAAGAAGAGAAAAACGCAGAUGAAAUUAUCUGAUGAAAGUUGUGCUGCAGCAGCCACACCACAUAGAGUCUCUAAAGAGGAAUGCAAGGACUCUAGAAAUCAGCUUCUCAGUAAAGAGGGCCAAACGCAGACUGAUGCUGAUGCCCAGGGUAGGGCUAAGGAACUGGCUAAUGUGGAGGAGCUGGAGAGGAGGCUCAGUCAAAAGGUGAGCCAUUGUUCUUCAAGUAACCAAGGGCAUCCACAUCUGGACGCUGACGGAGCUGCAUGUACCGACAUCAAACUUAGAAUCCACUCUUACCUGGAGGCAUGUGUGUUUGUUGGGGACACUGACCGGGCGCACAAUUUCCUGCUUAGCCAACACAGGGUUAGGAGACGACGUAAACAUCUGGACACAAACGUCUACAACGUCAUGAUGAGGGUGUGGGCCAAGAAGGGCACAUUAAAUCAGAUCGGGCGCAUGUUUAUUCUUUUGGAAGAGGCUGGUUUGAAGCCAAAUCUGGGCUCCUAUUGUGCUGCUCUGGAAUCUAUGGGCCGCAGUCCUAACUGCUCCCCAGAAGUCAUCACAAGGUGCCUGAGGCAGAUGGAGGAGGAUGGCCUGUCUGUGGACUAUUUGUUCAGCCGAUGUGUGUUUCAACAAGAUGAGAGAGACAUGGUGCUGAAGGCCAUACGCAUCGCCCAGCCAGACUACCAGCCCAGCCUCACCUUGACUAUGAGCCAGAGCGCCCCAUUGCUCAUUCAAAACUUCUACACACAGAGGGCAGACCACCACUAUCCCAAACUGGACUUCAUUCAGGAGGAGCUCCAGGAGCGUUUCAGACAACAGCUCAGCAUAGAGCAGGCCUGCACUGUCACCAUUGACUCUGUGGAGGCUGUCAAGCCUGUCACUGAAAAUAUGGCCAAAAUGAGGGCACUACUGGCAAAGCAGCGGCCUCAGUGGCAGAAGGUCCUCCUCCAGGCCCUAAGAGAGAGCAAGAUGAUACAGGCUAACACCAACACCGAUGACUAUAGGCUUAACCUUUACCCCUACCUCUGUCUGCUGGAGGAUAAGGAGUACAUUGACAUCAUGAUACAGAGUAUUGCCAACCUGCCUCCCAAUGGAGAGUCGCUGAAGGUUUUGGCCAGGGAUUUGGGCAACAGGGUCUACACCAAGUACUCUGUGCGACAGAAAUACCAUAAUCAGAUGGUGGAAAAGUUGUGCAACAUUUACAACGCAUACACAGGCAUCCUGGCCAAAGAAACCAAGGUGUGUAACGUCCUUCCCAGGGAGCAGUGGUGUAAGCUGGAGAUAGAGCACAGCUCAGGACCCACACUGCAGGGAAAUGAAACAAGCUGGCCAUACCUAGUAACUCUGGAGCUGGGCACUUACAUGCUGGACUUGAUGAUCAAGAACCUUAAAAUCAAUAGUGACAUCCUGAAUCCGGGCUCUGACAGGAAGCUCAUCCCCAUCCUCUACCACAUGUACACCUUCCGUAGCAUUCGACAGAUCGGCUUUAUCAAGCCCCACCCUAUCCUGGCUCAGAUGCAGCAGGAAGCCAUGGAGACCAAGCUGACCUUUGACUCCUAUGUAAUGCCAAUGCUGUGCCCUCCUGUUCCGUGGACCUCCGUCAAGUUUGGAGCCUACCUGCUAACACCGACCAAACUCAUGCGCACAGUGGAUGGGGCCACCCAGCACGAGGUGCUGUUGGAGAAAUGCCAGAACCUGCAUGCAGUCAUAGACUCUCUCACCCAGCUGGGCAACUGUGCUUGGAGAGUCAACAAACCGCUGUUGGAUAUUAUUAUUUCCAUUUUUAAUGAUCGGGGUAGUGAUAGUCUAGACAUCCCUCCUCCUCUGUCAGAGGCCCCCAAAAUACCCCACUUCAACCUCCACGAUCCCACUUGUACUGCUAAUGAGAAGGCCCACAUGAAAAAAGAGGUGAUUGCUGCCAAAAAGAAAUACAAUGAGAUGCAUAGCCUGCGUAUGGAUGCUCUCUAUAAGCUCUCCAUCGCUAACCACAUGCGGGAUGAAAUUUUCUGGUUCCCUCACAGCAUGGAUUUCCGGGGUCGUACUUACCCCUGUCCUCCAUACUUUAAUCACCUGGGAAGCGAUGUGACUCGGGCCAUCCUUGUGUUUGCGGAGGGGAAGCCCCUUGGUCCCAAAGGUCUGGACUGGCUAAAGAUCCACUUAGUCAAUCUGACAGGGUUAAAGAAGAAAAGCUCCUUACAGGGACGUUUGGAAUACGCCAACACAAUCAUGGAGGACAUAUUGGACUCUGCCGACAACCCUUUGAAUGGUAAGAAGUGGUGGAUGAAUGCAGAUGAGCCUUGGCAGACUCUGGCCUGCUGCAUGGAGAUAGCCAAGGCUGUGCGAUCUCCUGAUCCAACAAAAUUCAUCUCUCAUUUUCCUGUUCAUCAGGAUGGCUCCUGUAAUGGUCUCCAGCAUUACGCCGCUCUAGGCCGAGAUGUUAUUGGUGCUAAAUCAGUCAACCUUGUGGCCUGUGACGUGCCCCAGGAUGUGUACAGUGGAGUAGCACAGCAGGUGGAGGAGCUUCGACUGCAGGAUGCCAAGAGAGGUCUGAAGAUUGCCCAGGUUCUGGAGGGCUUCAUCAGCCGGAAGGUGGUCAAACAGACUGUGAUGACUGUUGUGUAUGGUGUCACACGAUACGGGGGUCGCCUGCAGAUAGAGAAAAGACUGAAGGAGAUUGAAGAGUUCCCCAAGGAGCAUGUGUGGCAGGCAUCCCAUUACCUGGUACAACUGGUGUUCAGUGGCUUAAAAGAGAUGUUUUCAGGGACCAGAGAGAUCCAGGAUUGGCUGACAGAAAGUGCCAGGCUCAUUUCCAAGUCUGGCCAUACUGUGCAAUGGGUGACACCCCUGGGUUUACCCAUUGUUCAGCCUUACCAUCGCACACGCACCCAUAUGCUGAAGAGUGUCAUGCAACACAUCAACCUCCAGAUCAGUCAUGACUCCAAAAUGAAGCCAGACACAAUUAAACAGAAGAAUGCCUUCCCACCAAACUUCAUUCACUCUCUGGACUCCACACACAUGAUGCUCACUGCUCUCCACUGCUAUAGUGCUGGUCUGACAUUCGUCUCAGUUCAUGACUGUUUCUGGACCCACGCCCUCACUGUGGACACCAUGAACAAGGUCUGCCGAGAACAAUUUGUCGCCCUGCACAGCCAGCCAGUCCUUCAAGAGCUGUCCGACUACCUGCUACACAAAUACAUCGUUGCGCCCCCGACUGAGGCCAGGAACAAGUACCAAGAGUACAAGAAGCUGCUGCUGCUGCUGGCCAAAGUGCCCAGGACAGGUGAUUUUGAUCUCCAGCAGGUGAAAGAAUCCAUUUAUUUCUUCAGCUGAGAGACUCAUGACAGCGAGCCAGUGGAAGGAGAUGAGUAGAACUGACAGAAUGCAGCAGGGAAGCUGCAGGUCUUGACUGGCUUUGUCUCCCUCAGACAUCAGGACAUUGAUUCGGCCGCAUCCCUCCUGCCUCCCAGUCCACAGGCUGGAUGGAGCUGAUGGAGGUGAUCACACACGGCGAACCUGUCUGAUUAACUGACUAGUGGGCUGAUGGAAGGGAGUGUGGGCUACUUAUCCAGGCGAAAGAUGAGAGAAUCAGCAGUGCAUGGGAAUGUUAAGACUUCAAUCAGUGAAAUGUACCUCUUAUAAUGGAUGCUUUGACCAUAUUCAGGUAUAUGUGUGUGUGUGUGUGUGUGUGUGUGCGUGCGCGCGUCUGUUCAUAAUGUGAAUUCUGUCAUCUCUCCAUCACUCAGCAACACUUCUGCUGCUCGAUAAGACUUACAAACAGUAAUUGCCAGUGAUUGGUGAUGUGUGUCUGUAUAUGUGUGCAUGGAGUUUUUCAUGCCAUGAAGUCCUCCACCAAGCACUGAAACUGCCUCUACUACUCUCUCACCUAAUCAACAGUCCUGUCACUUGCUGGAUGACAGGAUGCUCUCUGACACCAUGUUCUAACAUUUCAAUUUUUUUCUGAAAAAAGAGAUUAGAGAAGAAAGGAUGACUCAAAGAGAAAUGUGGAAGGAUGAGUGAAGAAAGCAUUGUGUCCAUGAUUCUUACUCUCUUGGAGUGAAUGAGCACAUGACAGUUACCCCUAAAAUAAAUGUUUCUUAUAGCCUCUCCUUACUCAUUUAAUGGUUUAAAGAAAUAGCUGGUAUUCUUAUUGCUUAAAUGGGAUGAAUGAGGCAGUCUGCUCUUUAGUUAUCUGCAUAUUUCAGUCCUAUUGUGUAUCAUGUGAUGAAGGCCUCCAUUUAGAUGCACCAAAAAAGGGGUUGCGAGCUUCACUAAUAAACUCAGAUCUUAUUCUUCUGAGCCAGUGCCACAUCUAGAAGUAAAAAUAUCAGAAGUGCUAUCUGCUCAUUCCUGGAGCAACACUUUCAGACAAAAGGUGCUGUUGAUGUCCAAAGGCAAAUGUAGGCUUAGCCAAACAAAGCUGGCUGAGUGACAAUAUAAUGAAAUGAAAUCAUUUUCAAGGGGGCAUAAAUAGUGCAGUGAUUAGACAGUAGGCUCUCAGAUUUGCACUGAAACAAUUACAUGGAGGUGCUUUUCAUAUUUUUAGACAACUUCCAAAUUUGACUUGCUAUUUUAGGAAUACUGAAGCUUCAUAAUGAACAUAAUGAAAGUGAAAUUUAAAGUGAACUGUUCUAAUGCUUGGUGUGCUCUCUGUGGGAGCCAUCCAUUAAUAUUGCCAAACUACAAGAAUAUUCACACAUCCUGAAUAAAAAUUGGAUAUUGGAGGUUGAAGGGUUUGUGCUUACUCAUCUGAUUAGCAUUGGCUACAUAAACCUGAUUCCUGUCUGUGUUUACAGACAUUUCAAAAGAAAGCGGGCCUUUAAUGGCACUAGAAGACAAUAACUUACACUGUGUGCACAAUUAUUAGGCAAGUUGUAUUUUAGAGGAUUAAAUUUAUUAUUGAACUACAGUGCUCUUGG
Molecule: messenger RNA, 5612 nt
Organism: Monopterus albus (swamp eel)
Lineage: Eukaryota; Metazoa; Chordata; Actinopteri; Synbranchiformes; Synbranchidae
Gene: polrmt
Product: polymerase (RNA) mitochondrial (DNA directed)
Exons: 21
Coding region: 76-4026 (1316 amino acids)
Biological process (GO): mitochondrial transcription
Cellular component (GO): mitochondrial DNA-directed RNA polymerase complex
Molecular function (GO): protein binding; mitochondrial promoter sequence-specific DNA binding; DNA-directed RNA polymerase activity
Source: RefSeq, a predicted model, not a curated record